AUACUUGUGUGGGCAUGCACAGUGUUCAAAUAGCAUCACGUGCGUUGGUGUGUAUCUUGAAAGUCGAAGAGCGCUAGUCCGCAUUCUACACAGUAACUAAUAGUUGGUUGGAGAUCUGGGCACGAACCACAACAUCUCGUCAGUCGCGUUCACUCCGCAUUUACUACCGACAUCAUCACUUUCAACUAAUUUUCUUGACAACCUCUGCACAACCCCGUCCUACGGAUAGUUGUCGUCGCCAGGCAACACGCAAUCUAUUCGAUCCACGGUACCCGCAGAACAACCUCUUCAAUAUGCCCCGCCCAAAAAGAACGAAAGUCGCGUCAACAGCGGCGGCGUCGCGCGUCGCGCCGUUAAGCAGCACAACAACCAGCACGGAAUCGAUUCAACCGAGAAGAAAAUCUAAAACUGCACGACACCAGACAGAAAAUAUCAGCGAUGACAGUGACGGGCUUGUUGUCAGAGCUACCCGUGCGCGUUCCUCACGACAAAACGAGUCCGAUCAAUCCCUACAAUUCACGAUGACCGGCGCAUUGCCUGCAGCCACUGAGACACGAACAGAGACCCGGAAACGAAGUAGUCGCGGGAAAGAGCUGACCCCACGAGCAGUCUCAACAUCAGAGGCUAGGCGCACACCGGGAUCGAAAAGUUCUAGCAGAAGGAUCUCGUCUGGCAGACGUACCAGGACAAGUACACAAGAUGUCUCCCAAGAUAGUCCGCGGCAAGGAGGUCUUGAUUCGCUCGGAGGUAUUGGUCAAGAUGAAGAGAGCAGCAUGCUUGACCCAAGUCUUCUCACAUUUGGAUCACUGGGCUCUGAUUCACCCGAUGCAGCUGGCACGCGCCCCCCAUCAGCAAUGAAAAUCGGGACCACACCAGCGCAUGAGACAUCCAUAUUGGCGAUCAAGAAUUUCAAGCGUCGGCCGCGGCAACUAAGUCUGCUACGCCAGGCACAACAAGCAACCGAUGUCGAGGACAAUGGCGAGGACAGUCUCGAUGAAGCAGAUUUGGAUGACCUGGAUGACUUUCUCCCGGAAGCAGAGUCAACUCCAAUCCAUCUUCGUCAGAACCCGCCGAACGAUGAUAACAAUGAUCCUGUCGAUCAAAGUGGACUAAGUCACUCCAGCACUAGUUCACGAGGGAGGAAGCGUAAAUUAUCUCCGGUGAUACAAGUCCCGCGCUCAUCACCACCAUUUGACCCACCAUCGGGAUUGGAUGUUUACAAUUCACAGCGAUCGUCACCAAGCCUACCAGAUUCGGCCGACGAGAGUCUUGAGGAAGUGGUGGAGACACAGGAGCUUGGGGAUCAGGAACCAGAGCAAGAUAUCAUGAGCGAGACCAUGGCACCCCCAAGGUCAAGUAGUCCCCCCGAACAAGCGCAAGCAUCUCCAACGAACACACGACAGAGAUCCAAGAGAGGGACAACAAGGAGAGAUAGUGGCAACCAGGACUCCGAGGGCGAGGAGACUGAGCGGCCGAGGAGAAAAGCGAGGAAUGCCCGGUCUAAGAACGAAACGCUUUCCACCGCGAAACUUCAGGCACUUCUUCCUCGAAGGCGACACCACAUCGAGAAAGAGUAUGACGAAUUCGAUAUAGAAAGCUCUAGAGACUCUGAGAUUAUCGAUUCCGAUGAAGAUGAGCUGCAAAGACCACCAGCGCGUGCACCAAGGGCUGCGACCAAAUCUACGAAAAAGCUUUCUAAAGCAGAUAAGAAGUCAACCAUGCCGACGAACAAGGCGAGGAGAAAUACGAGGACAUAUGGUCGUCGAAUAUCAUCCGAUAAGGAGAACGAAAGCUCAAAUAUCUCACAUGAACAAGCUGAAGAGGAGGACGAAGAAACCGGAAUUUCAAUGACCCUGCCCAGUGAGCAAUUAGCGGCAAUGGCAAAGAAAUUCGAAGACGUCGAUGCAUGGGAGAUGGACUUUGAGAGUGUGGAUGUGACAGGUGGCAGUUCAAGUCCUUGGCGAUAAAUUUCCGAGUGCUCUGCAGCGUAUUUCUAGAUGCCUCGCGGAAUCCGCAAUUAUGUAACAUAUAGCUCUUCGAACGGUGACCGAACCGAAUGAUAUUAACUUCUUAUCACCUACGCCUACAGAGCGUGAAUCCUUACAUAGUCGUCCAUCCGGCGCACCCAACACUAUAUGUGCGUACAGUUGAGCAUCAGCAAAUAAUACAGUGGAAAAAUGAAAUCGGCAUUUUGAUAGAGAUAAUAACCAACUAAUUAAUAACAUUUACACAGUUACGAGUAAUAUGGACCCCAAAUCGGUUACGACGGAUAAGAGGCGAGACGACGUCAAAAGCCCGCUAAACCCAACCCCGAAUCACUACCCCGGUUUUCCAUUAUCAUUCAUCAUCAUCAUCACUUUAGUUAGCAGAGAUGUGGCCUGAAUUUACAGAUAC
Messenger RNA from Aaosphaeria arxii CBS 175.79, 2394 nucleotides. RefSeq lists its product as uncharacterized. The transcript has a single exon. NCBI's taxonomy places the organism in Eukaryota, Fungi, Ascomycota, Dothideomycetes, Pleosporales. The record is from RefSeq and is a predicted model, not a curated record. Bases 294 to 1967 code for a protein of 557 amino acids.